This is a messenger RNA of Leptonychotes weddellii (Weddell seal), 1223 nucleotides long. It is a transcript of the gene GIPR, whose product is annotated as gastric inhibitory polypeptide receptor. Gene Ontology annotation, molecular function: G protein-coupled peptide receptor activity; peptide hormone binding; gastric inhibitory peptide receptor activity. Gene Ontology annotation, biological process: adenylate cyclase-modulating G protein-coupled receptor signaling pathway; cell surface receptor signaling pathway. The record is from RefSeq and is a predicted model, not a curated record. NCBI's taxonomy places the organism in Eukaryota, Metazoa, Chordata, Mammalia, Carnivora, Phocidae. Gene Ontology annotation, cellular component: plasma membrane.
CUCUCCUUUGUUUCCCCCACAGUGGCUACAGGCUUUGUCCUCCGCCAGUGUGGCAGUGAUGGCCAAUGGGGAUCUUGGAGAGAUCAUUCGCAGUGUGAGAACCCAGAAAAGAAUGGGGUCUUUCAGGAUCAAAAGCUGAUUUUGGAGCGGAUGCAGGUCAUGUACACCGUGGGCUACUCCCUGUCCCUGGCCACACUGCUGCUAGCCCUGCUCAUCUUAAGUUUCUUCAGGACGCUGCGCUGCACUCGCAACUACAUCCACAUCAACCUGUUCACAUCUUCCAUGCUGCGGGCAGCGGCCAUCCUCACCCGAGACCGUUUGCUACCUCCACCUGGCCCCUACCCUGGGGACCAGGCCCCUGUCCUGUGGAACCUGGACCUAGCUGCCUGCCGCACGGCCCAGAUCGUGACCCAGUACUGCGUGGGUGCCAACUACACUUGGCUGCUGGUGGAGGGUGUCUACCUACACAGUCUCUUGGUGCUUGUGGGAGGUUCCGAGGGGGGCCACUUCCGCUGCUACCUGCUUCUCGGCUGGGGGGCCCCCGCGUUUUUCGUCAUUCCCUGGGUGAUCGUCAGGUACCUGUACGAGAACACGCAGUGCUGGGAGCGGAAUGAUGUCAAGGCCAUUUGGUGGAUCAUACGCACCCCUAUCCUCAUGACCAUCUUGAUUAAUUUUCUCAUCUUUAUUCGCAUUCUUGGCAUCCUUGUGUCCAAGCUGAGGACGCGACAGCUGCGCUGCCCGGACUACCGCCUGAGGCUGGCUCGCUCCACGCUGACGCUGGUGCCCCUGCUGGGCGUCCACGAGGUGGUGUUUGCUCCGGUAACAGAGGAACAGGCCCGGGGUGCCCUGCGCUUCAUCAAGCUCGGCUUUGAGAUCUUCCUCAGCUCGUUCCAGGGCUUCCUGGUCAGCGUCCUGUACUGCUUCAUCAACAAGGAGGUGCAGUCGGAGAUCCGUCGCUGCUGGCACCGCCGUCGCCUGCGCCACAGCCUCGGGGAAGAGCAGCGCCAGCAGCCCGAGCGCGCCUCCGGGACCCUGCCCUCGAGCUCAGGCCCCUGCCGGGUCGCCCCUGACCGCGGCCUGUCCUUGGGGACCCUCCCAGGGCCUGGGGACGAGGCCAGCCGGGUCUCGGAAAGUUACUGCUAGGCAGCGGGGAUCCUGUGUCCAUUCGAGAUCGCACGUAUUUAUUGAGAGCCUACUGUGUACCAGGCCCAGUGUGGAGGGCG